AUGUCGACGAUCAAAAAUGUCCUGCCAAUCGAAACCAUUCGUGAGUACGAAACCGCGAGAUACGAUGAGUUAUUCCGCGCCACAUGCCGCCCAAUCGACAAGGUCACCAGCGCAGACCUCUUCGUGUGCCCCGAUCCCAUCCUCACAAGUCUUGCUCAGCUAGCGACGUACCGGACCUCAACAGAAAGAUCGCUCAUAUCUUUAUUCGACAAGAACGAACAAUACAUCAUCGCCGAAGCGACUCCCACAACAUCAAUUAUACCGAACCUUCCAACCGGUCGAGAUGAUGAAGCAUUUUGGCUUUCCGGGACGCACAUCCGACGCAGGGACGGGGUUUGCGAUUAUACGUUACGCCACAUCGAAGCCACGUUGCACCAGACCAGUGAUAGCGAGCUUCCUGCUGUUAUUGUCCAAGAUUUGGUCACUGAUGCUCGUUUUUCCUCAAGCCCACACUGCAAGCCUGGUGGUCUCGCCAGGUUUUACGCUGCUGUGCCUAUCCGAUCGCCUCGUGGCAUCAACAUUGGAGUUUUUUGCGUUAUCAAUUCCAAACCAGGGUUCGAUUGGAAGGAACAAGACACAAACGUCAUGCGAUCGUUGUCGCAAACCAUCAUGGACCAUCUUGAGAGCAACUAUGUCAAGAAGGUGUUGAAGCGUAAUGUUCAGAUGAGCCUCGGCCUUCGCAACUUUUCGACUGGAAUGUUGCUCUCAUCUCAAAGCAACUCAGAUUCAGCCAUGACCAUAGACUGUAACAAUCUAGGUCUCUCGAAAACAAACGAAACUGAAAAUGAACUCCAGAAGCCCCAACCCACUCUCUGUGAGCCGAUAUUUGCCACAAGAACUCUUUAUUCCGAUAGUCUAGAGAACAACCAUGAGGACCCUCCAACCACCACACCGUUCCUCAAGGCAGCCACCACCAUUGCAGAAUGUCUCAAAAUUGAUGCAUGUGUAUUUUUUAGGGGAGAUUCCCGCGUCUUGAACGCCGUUGGUCCAUCUGUAAUUGAGGUCGACGAUAAGGAUUCGUCCAAAACAUCGCCGUGCAGUCCCGUCAUCUAUUGUGGUGACGAGAAUAAGCAUGAUUCAGCGAUUCCAUUAUUACUUCCCUGCCAGGUGCUUGGUUCUUCAUGUGUCGAUAGCACCCAAGUGCCUGGUGAAAGUGCUUUAUCUCAAAUAUUCCUCGUACAGCUAUUUGAGCGAUAUCCAGAAGGCUGCGUGUUUGACUUUCAGGCGAAUCAGAUUCUCGUAUCUAAUCAGUCACCUACACAAGAAGACCAUACUUGCCAUUACACGAAGCAGUCAAACGAUGAAUUGGAUAACCAAGAACCUAGGCACUCGAGACGCAGCUCAGAUAACCACUAUGACAUGGAUGAACUGAUUCAUGGAAAAACACAAAUUCUCAAGGCUUUCCCCAACGCCCAAACUGUCGCAUUUACUCCAAUUUGGGAUCCUCAGACAGGCACCUGGUCGAUUGGCGGCUUCAUGUGUUCAGAAACACCUCACUUUGAGUUUGACGAGGAUAGUCAACUACCAUUCUUACGGGCCAUCGGGACUCUUGCUGCAUCAGAAGCAUUCCGCUUGGAAACCUUGGCGGCUGAUAAAGCCAAAUCGGAUGUUCUCGGAUCAAUUUCGCAUGAGCUUCGGUCUCCUCUCCACGGCAUCACCCUAGGUCUGGAGCUAUUGAACGAUUCUGGCUUAGGUCUUGCACAGCGAAACAUUGCUCACAUGAUCGAGACGUGCUGUCGAACUCUCUGCGAAACAACAGAACACCUACUGGACUUUUCUAAAGUAAAUCAAACUGCGCAACCACAAAGCCCACUCAACAAUCUUCAGCAUCAGUCUGGUUCGAAUGGGACCGGAGCAGGGGCAUUGGCUCGCCCUGUCAGGCUCGACGUACUUGUUGAGGAUGUAAUAGAGAGCGUGUCUGCGGGCCACAACUACCAGUGUUUGUCGAUGGCGGAAGCCUUUACCAACUCCAAGACCCAGAAGCAUUCUGAUAUACGAGCUAUCCGUCAAUUGGAUUCGAUGCAGGCUACGGACGAGCUUAAUCCCACAGGCAGUAGCGACAACCAGGGCCGGCUGGAGAAGCGGGACGUAUCUGUCUUCUUUCUCUACGACACGGCUUGUUCGUGGUACUUUCAUACGGUCGCGGGUUCCAUACGUCGUAUCGUCAUGAACUUAGUUGGGAACUCUCUAAAAUAUACAUCCCAAGGCACCAUCACUGUGUCUCUCACUCAGAAUCAAUCUUUGGAUCCCGCAAGUCAGGAACGACGAGUGACGCUGGUUGUUGAAGACACUGGACGAGGGAUCACGGAGGAGUUUCUCAGAAAUGGUGUUUUUAAACCUUUUUCACAAGAAAACGAACUGUCGACGGGCACGGGUUUGGGUCUUAGUUUCGUUCAAAAGCUUACAGCCCAACUUGGUGGUAACAUCUCUAUUACCAGUAAGCACAAUGUAGGUACCAAAGUCACAGUGUCAUUGCCGUUGACUAUGCUGCCUGGUCACGAGCUGCCAGCAGAGAAAGCUGUCAAGGAACAAGGCACAUGUCGCGGUUUGCGUGCUCGAGUGGUCAACACUGUCGAGCAUGUCGGACAUGCUUCUCCGAUACUUUCAGCAGAGGAUGCCUUGCUCGAAAGGUUGUGUCGCGACCAUGUUGGGCUCAAACUGUGUACCGAAUCUGAUGCUGAUGAUCUGGCUCCCGAUAUCAUCAUCGUGACAAGCCCUACGAUAUACGAUAUUUGUUGCCCAGUCGCGCCAUGGAGCGGUUUGCCAGUUAUUGUCGUAUGCUCCAAUGCACUGGUAGCCCAUAAGUAUGAGUCAGCUUCCAAACUGGCUGGCCGAACAAGGUUACAUGAUUUCAUUUCGCAACCUUUAACUCCGUUAAAACUUGGCAAGGCUAUAUCUAGGGUUGUAGCGCUUUGGGCUGAAAUACAGGACAGUCCUCACAUGUCUGUUCCAAUCCCGCUGCCCACUCCGUAUACUCCUGAGACGUCUGCACCAACAUCUCUACCAAGCCCGUCAGAAACAGCAUCGUUAGGUAAACCAGUAACCCCCGGAGCAACGAGUAGCCCGUUUGGAACUCUUACUGUGGCCGAGGACUAUUUUCCAAUGUCUCGGUUUCUGCUAGUUGAAGAUAACCCCAUCAAUCUGAAGAUACUUACCUGUUUUAUGAACAAGUUGAAGCAACCAUAUGAGACAGCAACCAACGGCGAGGAAGCUGUUAUGUCUUACAAAGCGAGCCCAGGGCAUUUCUCAUGUGUUUUAAUGGAUAUAUCGAUGCCAGUCAUGGACGGACUUGAGGCAACUCGACAGAUACGCGCCUUUGAGCGCUAUAGCAAUAUCCCGCCAACUUUAGUGCUGGUUAUCACUGGGUUGGGAUCCCAAAGUACACGAGAUGAAGCUACUCGUAGUGGAGUAGACUUUUUUAUUACCAAGCCCGCCAAGCCAAAGGAGUUGAAGGAGGUCCUUCAAAAACACGGAUUUGCUAUCUAG
Fusarium venenatum is the source of this 3486-nucleotide messenger RNA. RefSeq lists its product as uncharacterized. Gene Ontology annotation, biological process: phosphorylation; phosphorelay signal transduction system. The record is from RefSeq and is a predicted model, not a curated record. Gene Ontology annotation, molecular function: phosphorelay sensor kinase activity. NCBI's taxonomy places the organism in Eukaryota, Fungi, Ascomycota, Sordariomycetes, Hypocreales, Nectriaceae.